This is a messenger RNA of Dioscorea cayenensis subsp. rotundata (Guinea yam), 3269 nucleotides long. RefSeq lists its product as uncharacterized. Bases 339 to 2636 code for a protein of 765 amino acids. The record is from RefSeq and is a predicted model, not a curated record. NCBI's taxonomy places the organism in Eukaryota, Viridiplantae, Streptophyta, Magnoliopsida, Dioscoreales, Dioscoreaceae. The transcript has 2 exons.
GAAAGUGAGCAUCUCUCUUUUUCCCCCCUGAGUAUUUUGGUAUUUGGGUUUUGACUAAAAAGAGGCUCUUUUUUCCCCCAAAUUUUUUUCAGAUUUGGGUGGGAAAAUUGGGAUGGAGAUGCUUCAAUGGCGGCGUUACAAGUCAAAUUACUCCGACGUUGUGGAUUUUCUCAAAAUGGGAUUUGAGAGAAUCUGAUAGAGGCUGUCAACUUCAACCAUGAAAAUUCUUCAUAACAGUGGUCAACAAGUUUAGGCUGAAACAAUUUGUGUAAGCUAAGUUUUUGUUUGUUGCGGGCUUGUAUUGAUUUCUGGUGCAAGGCUGAGAAGGAGGUCAGGUAAUGGAAUGCAAUAGGGAUGAGGCCCUUAGGGCUAAAGAAAUUGCUGAAAGGAAGUUCAAUGCUAGAGAUUUUUCGGGUGCAAAGAAGUUUGCUCUGAAGGCCCAGAAUCUCUUUCCUGCUCUUGAAGGCAUCAACCAGAUGAUCUCGACUAUGGAUGUUUACAUUGCUGGGGAAUUGAAAGUCAAUGGUGAGAGAGAUUGGUAUGCCAUUCUCUCUGUCCAAGCAAUGGCGGACGAGGAAACCGUGAAGAAACAGUACAGGAAGCUAGCUCUCCAACUUCACCCUGAUAAGAACAAGUCUUUAGGUGCGGAAGGUGCAUUCCAGCUUAUCUCCGAGGCUUGGAGUGUCCUGUCUGAUAGGAGCAGGAAAUUAAUUUAUGAUCAGAAGAGGACUGUGAAAGGAUGCCAGCAGAAAGCUUCCCAAGCUCACAGAGAUCAUCACUCUGCUCCUAAUGCCAAUGGGUUUUAUAAUUUCACCAGCAAAACUAAAUCCCAUGCAAGAGCUCACAAGAAGAGUAACAGUAGCUCUAGAUCUGCUGCAGUGCCACCUCGUCCUCCGAAUGCUGACACAUUUUGGACUUCGUGCCACCGUUGCAAAAUGCAGUAUGAGUACCUGAGAAUAUAUCUCAAUCACAAUCUUCUCUGUCCAAAUUGCAAGGAACCCUUUCUGGCUAUAGAGACAGGGUUUCCAAGCAAUGGGAAUAAUUGCAAUGCUUCUUGGUCAGCUUCUCAGCAUCACAAUGUGAACCAUAAUUCCUCUGCCAAGGACACUUAUGAUGCAGGUAGAAAUCAGAACACUGUCCCAGGAAGCACUGUUUACCAGCAUGGAACUAAUUAUGAUGUGUAUGCCAAUCAAAACUACAAUUGGGGCCCUUUCUCCAGGACUGCUGGGGCUGCAAGUGCAAAUGCUUCAUCAGCUGCUGCUGCUCAGGCAGCAAAUGUGGUUCAUCAGACAUAUGAGAAAGUGAGAAGAGAUCGGGAAGAGUCACAGGCAGCGGCCAAACGAGAGGAGUCUCUCAGGAGAAGAAAUCAUGCUUCAAAGAGGAACUAUAGUACUAGCACUUCUGGUAAUUUUAGCGUGGGUGCUGGUGGCAGCGGGCAUGAUCGGGAUAGGCCUGGAAAGAGGCGAAGAAGUAUAACGGAUGAUUCUGGGAUUAAUUAUGUGGGGACCGAGUCAGAACAAAUGGUCCAAGGCACAGUAAAAUCUGGCAGCACUCUCCAGGGAUUUAAGGUGCCAUAUAACUUGAGUAGAGAAACUGCACAACUGGACAUUCGAAGUAUGCUUAUGGAGAAAGCUAAAGCUGGCAUUAAAAAGAAGUUGGAAGAAUGGAACACUGCUGCGGCGGCCAAGUCAGCAGAAAAGGAGAAAGCAAAACAUAAACAGAAACCAAAAGAAAAUGAUAAUGGCAAAUUAUCUGCUGCGGCUUUUGUGGAUGGGAAUUCUACUGAGAAAGACAUUCAUGACGUUGCUGAUAAGCAAGAUCCCACUAAGAAGGAUUCCUCCAAUGAUCCAAGUUCUGAUUCAGAGAAGGAAAAAACUGGAACUGUGUCAAUUGAUGUUCCUGAUCCAGAUUUUCAUGAUUUUGACAAAGAUCGUUCAGAGAAAGCUUUUUUUGGUGAUCAGGUAUGGGCUACAUAUGAUGGUGAAGAUGGGAUGCCUCGUUUUUAUGCCCUGGUUCAAAAGGUCAUCUCUUCGAAGCCAUUUAAGAUUCGCAUGAGUUUUCUUACGUCAAAGACCAACAGUGAAUUUGGGUCAUUGAACUGGGUUGGCUCUGGAUUUGCCAAGACAUGUGGGGAUUUCAGAGUUGGUAGAUAUGAAGUCAAUGAUACAGUCAACAUCUUUUCUCACAAGGUCCAGUGGGAGAAAGGCCCACGUGGAGUUAUAAAAAUUAUUCCGAGGAAAGGUGAAAUCUGGGCUGUUUAUAAAAACUGGUCGCCAGAUUGGAAUGAGCACACAACUGAUGAUGUGAUAUACAAAUAUGAGAUGGUGGAAGUGCUGGAUGAUUACAAUGAGGAGCAGGGUGUGUCUGUCACGCCCUUAGUGAAGGUUGCUGGUUUCAAAACAGUGUUCCAUCGGCACAUGGACCCAAAACAAACCAGGAUGAUCCCAAAAGAAGAAAUGUUCCGUUUUUCACAUCAGGUUCCUUCCUAUAUUCUCACUGGUGAAGAAGCUCCUAAUGCUCCAAAGGGUUGCCGUGAGCUAGACCCAGCAGCUACUCCAGUGGAGCUUCUACAGGUAAUAACAGAAGUUAAGGAAGAUGAGCCAAUGGAGACUGAUGAACAACAGCCAGUUAGCUGAUCAAAGAUUCUUUUGCUAUAUUAACUGACUUGUUACUUUUGGUUCAUGCCGGGCAUUUGUUCAUGGCUAUAUAACAUCUUCAGAGCUGAAGUUUCGCCAAUGACAGCAAUAUGGUCCCAGGAUGAAAGAUUGUUCUGUGAUAGUUGUUGGUGGGCAUCACUAACCUAAGUUUUGUCUGCUCUGCAAGCUAGCGUAGAAUGACCGAGGUAUUGGGAGUUUAUUUGAGGAUACUUGGCAUUUUGAUCAUUCCAUUGACUGGAGUUUGAAUGAAUCUGGCGUUGGAGAAGGUUAGUUCCAUUGUUUUACUGGUUGCAGCAACUCGCUUCAUCAACAGAGAAGCUGCUUAUGUUCCUCCUGGAUGCAUAUCAUGCAUCUUCAUUUGCUUGUUGUCGUAUUCUUGUUUAUGAUAGUCUGAGCAUCCUUUGAACUUCGUGGUUAUGAUUAAAAUACCAAGAAGACAUUGCUGAUUAUAAGAGGAUAUAAGCUCAUUGUCAUAGUAGUUCUUCAGUGUUGUAUUGAAAUUUAUACAAUUUCUAGUAUUACUUUCCUUGACGCCAUGUAAAGAACAGUAACAUCACCGGGCAUCUUUUGUUCUAAUUGCUUUCAAGUUACAUUUGCAGUUAUGCAGGAAAA